Molecule: messenger RNA, 597 nt
Organism: Branchiostoma belcheri (Belcher's lancelet)
Lineage: Eukaryota; Metazoa; Chordata; Leptocardii; Amphioxiformes; Branchiostomatidae
Exons: 1
Coding region: 1-597 (198 amino acids)
Source: RefSeq, a predicted model, not a curated record
AUGCUGCUGAUCUGCUUCAGCAGAAACGCUCCAGUACUGCCACCUCUGCCUCUCGGGGGCGAGCUUGUGCCAGUCACCACUGUUGCCAAGGGGCUCGGCUUCAUCUUUGACAACAAACUCUCCUGGCGCGAACACGUGAAGUCUAUGGUGUCAAAGGCCUCGAGCAGGCUCCACUACCUCCGCCUGCUGACAAAACAGGGCAUGAGUGUGCAAGAUCUUGUCCAGGUGUACCUGAGUCUCAUCCGCCCUGUCCUGGAGUAUGGCCAUGUUCUGUUGGUCGGUUGCAGUGAGGAGCAGGCAGCGAGCAUAGAGAGGGUUCAGAGGCGCGCCCUCCGGAUCAUCUCACGUGGCGGCAGACGAUCUGUACCGACACUGUCGUCCCUGAAGGAGAGGAGAGAGGCCGCUGCUGUGUCUCUUUUCAAGGCCAUGCUGAAUCCUGAACAUCCCCUGCACGACCUGGUUCCUGCCCAGAGACAGUCUGUCACACGAAGAUCGCUGAGGAACAGUCACAACAUCACUGUUCCCCAUGCAAGAACUAAACGGCUGCAACAGUCCUUCCUGUACUACACCAUCAGACUCUAUAACAACCUGCCUUGA